AUGAUGUUGAUAAAAUUGACCAGUUUACUCAAAAAUAUGAUAAAAAUAAACAAACACUUGCAAUCAUUUCAAAGUGUAUGCGAAGACGACAAACUCAUACUUAUUAGGGAUUCUUGCGUUGAGUUCCUAUAUCUGAGAUCUGCACUCGUUUUUGACUACGAAAAUGGUUGCCUCACUAUUCCCAUAACCGAGAAUGAGUCGAUUAGCGUACAUUUGGAUGUCAUUAAGCUGGCCCCGCACAAUGUGUAUACCCCGCUCAAAAAUCUUUUAAACACGUUUAAGUCGGAUUCCUAUUUUGAUACCAUUGUCAUUGAGCUGAUGAGAGCCAUAUUACUCUUUAACCCCAAUCAUCCCAACCUAUCGCACAGGGAUGUCGUGAAGUAA
Messenger RNA from Oppiella nova, 384 nucleotides. Lineage: Eukaryota; Metazoa; Arthropoda; Arachnida; Sarcoptiformes; Oppiidae. The record is from the annotation of a GenBank genome assembly.